Messenger RNA from Hemisphaericaspora subhashii, 1047 nucleotides. Its product is annotated as zinc-dependent alcohol dehydrogenase. Gene Ontology annotation, molecular function: zinc ion binding; oxidoreductase activity. The coding region runs from base 1 to 1047 and encodes 348 amino acids. The transcript has a single exon. The record is from RefSeq and is a predicted model, not a curated record. NCBI's taxonomy places the organism in Eukaryota, Fungi, Ascomycota, Pichiomycetes, Serinales, Debaryomycetaceae.
AUGUCCAUUCCAAAAACUCAAAAAGCUGUUGUUUUUGAAACCAACGGUGGUCCAUUAGAAUACAGAGACAUCCCAGUCCCAGUUCCAAAGGCUAACGAAAUCUUAAUUAACAUCAAGUACUCCGGUGUUUGUCACACUGAUUUACACGCCUGGAAGGGUGAUUGGCCAUUACCAACCAAGUUACCAUUAGUUGGUGGUCACGAAGGUGCUGGUGUUGUCGUUGCCAUGGGUGAAAACGUCAAGGGUUGGAAGAUUGGUGAUUACGCUGGUAUUAAAUGGUUAAAUGGUUCUUGUAUGUCUUGUGAAUUCUGUCAACAAACUGAUGAACCAAACUGUCCAGAAGCUGAUUUAUCUGGUUAUACCCAUGAUGGUUCUUUCCAACAAUAUGCUACUGCCGAUGCCGUUCAAGCUGCUAGAAUCCCAGCUGGUACCGAUUUAGCUCAUGUUGCUCCAAUCUUGUGUGCCGGUGUUACCGUCUACAAGGCCUUAAAGACUGCCGACCGUAAAGCCGGUGACUGGAUCUGUAUCUCCGGUGCUGGUGGUGGUUUAGGUUCUUUAGCCAUCCAAUACGCCAGAGCUAUGGGUUUCAGAGUUGCUGCUAUUGAUGGUGGUGAAGAAAAGGGUGAAUUCUGUAAAUCUUUAGGUGCUGAAGCUUAUAUUGAUUUCACCAAGGAAAAGGAUCUUGUUGCUGCUGUCCAAAAGGCUACCGAUGGUGGUCCACAUGCUGCUAUUAACGUUUCUGUUUCUGAAAAGGCUAUUGCUCAAUCUUGUGAAUACACCCGUUCUACCGGUAGUGUUGUCUUGGUUGGUUUACCAGCUGGUGCCAAGGUUGUUACCCCAGUCUUUGACUCUGUUGUUAAGAGUUUAAGUAUUAAGGGUUCUUAUGUCGGUAACAGAGCUGACACCCAACGCGCUAUUGACAUGUACACUCGUGGUUUAAUCAAGUGUCCAAUCCAAAUUGUCGGUUUGUCUGAAUUACCAGAAGUCUAUAAAUUAAUGGAAGAAGGUAAGAUUUUGGGUAGAUAUGUCGUUGACUCCUCCAAGUAA